AUUUACGACGACAAACGUGGCAUUGUCUCGGCAACGAAAAUCAAGAUAGUCGACAAGAAAUGGAAGAAUUCGAACAAGACUCGUUGCGUGCUUUGAUGCCUCCGCCGCCGCCAAUUUUCACAACGCAACGCGGCACCCACGCGACGCAUCAUCACGAAACCUUCGAAAUGCCGAAUUUGAUGGAUGAGCAAUUCGAGCCCGGGGAAAAUAUGAGUUUCACCCAAAGUCCGAGUCCCAAAAGGGUUUGCAAUCGCAUUCAAACGCCCGUAAUUUUCCGCAGAAGGCUCUCGGCAAUAAUUGAGGGAGUUCCGUCGCCCGAUGUUGGCAAAAUUAUAACAACUUGUGAGAAAUGCAAAAUACUCGAGGAGGAAUUGAAAGAAUUGUCGGAUUACACGAAACUCGAACAAAUGUAUCACGUACAUGACGAAAAUGAUCGACACAGCUGCGAAGAUGUCAUAGAGAACUUGAGAGCAGACUUGGAAGAGGCGAAACGAAUUUUGGAUUCAAAUACCGACGAAAUCGACACUCUCAAAGGUACGUUGGAGCAAAAAAACGAAGCCCUAACGACAAUUUCUCGCGAAAAAAGUGAAGCUUUGAAGGAAAAAGAAGUCGCUGAGAGCCAAUUAGGCGGCGUCGAGUACGAACUUGAAGCUUUAAAGGCGAAAUUCGAAAGUCGCGAACGAGAACUCCUCAGUUUGUUGGGCGAAAGACCUCCGCAAGUCAAUUUAGGGCUAAAAGAGAGCAAUGUCGAGCUUUCGCAAAAAAUAGAGGAAAUCCAAAUGCUGCAAAAGGAACUCGAAGAGACCAAAAGUGACAUGAAAGAGCUCAAGGCGAAACAUAAAACGCUCCAAACGGAAUACGACGAAACUUCGAUGCAGCUCGUCGAGGCGUUGCAAGAUUACGACGCCCUAAAAGCCGAGCACGAAAAGGCCGACAGCGAAGAAAACGCCUUGAAAAGCAUGUUGAACGAGAGUAAAGCCAAAAAUGACGAACUCCAAGAGCAACUCGAGCGCGAAACGAAGCAAAUUGAAAUUUUCAAGCAGGAAUUGGACGAGUUACGAGGCACAGUGGAGAAAUUAGUCCCGAUGGUAGCUGCCAAAGAGGAGCUUGACACACUUUAUCAAGACUUGCUGAAGAAAAAUGCGGAAUUGGAGGAAAAUCUGGGCUCGAAAGAUCGUCAAAUUGAAGUUUUGGAACAAAAUUUGAACGAAACUCGCGCGAAUCUGGUGAAAAAUUUGAGUGAAAUGGCGGAAAAUGACAUUUCUGAGAUGAAAAUCAAGAUUGACGAGCUUGAAAAGGAAAAUUUAAGUGCCAAAAAGGACUUGAGUGAGAAGGAAAAUGAAAAUUCAGAGCUUUUGAAGAAAAUUUCCGAACUUGAGACGAAAAUUCAAAGCAUUGAGAAAGAAAAAGAAGAGAUUUCAACGGAAUUGAAGAGUAUGGAGGACGUAAAAUCGCGUUUUGACGAAGUUACGGAAGAAUUGAAGUCAAAAAAUUCAAGUUUCGAGGCUCAAGUCAAAGAAUUUUCGGAAAAAUUGUCGACUUUGGAGUCAGAAAAAGAGGAUUUAAUGAAAAAUUUCGAAGAUUUGAAGGGAGAAAAGGAAGUUUUGACGCAGGAAAUUCAAAAAAUUACAGAAAAUACGGAAAAAAGUGAACGAGAAGCUGAGUUGCAAGAAAAAAUUCAAGAUUUAGAACAAAAAUCUAACGAAGCAAAACAAAAAAUUGAAGAACUUGAGGCCCUGGUUCAAGAUUUCGAGCAAAAAUCGACAGUUGCUGCCCAAAAAAUUCAAGAAUUAACAGAAUUUGAGCAAAAAUCGCACGACUCAAACCAAAUAAUUGAAGAUUUAAAGACAAAAAUUAAAGAAUUUGAACAAAAUUCAUCAGAAGCUGUCAAAAAAAUUGAAGAAUUAGAAGCUAAAAUUAAAGAGUUUGAAGAAAAGUCAUACGAAACUUCAGAAAAUCUCGAAGAAUCAACUGAGAAAAGUCAAAAAAUUGAAGAACUCGAGGCUGAAAUCGAAGAUUUGAAACAAAAAUUGACAGAAGCUGUCCAAAAAAUUGAAGAACUUAACGAAUUCGAGCAAAAAUCAAACACUUCAGAGCAAAAAAUUAAAGAAUUAGAGACUGAAAUUCAAGAUUUUAUUAAAAAAUCGAUCGAAGCUGCCGAAAAAAUUGAAAAAUUGGAGGCAGAAAUUAAAGAAUUCGAAAAAAAUGUCGAAGAUGUCGAAGAAUUUCAGCAAAAAUGUCACGAUUCAGAACAAAAAAUUAUCGAACUCGAAGCCAAAAUUAAAGAAUUUGAGCAAAACUCGUCAGAAUCCUCACAAAAUAUCGAAGAAUUAGAAGCUUUGGUUGAAAAAUUAACAACUGAGAAGGAAACUUUUGAAAUUGAGAAGCAAGAAUUCUUAUCUCAGAUCGAAACUUUGAAAAAUAAAUUGUCCUCAAGUGACGACGAGUCAUCCAAUCAAAUUUCGGACCUCCAAGAAAAAAUUCGCGACCUUGAAAUAAAAAUCCAAGACUCCGAGGAUCAAAUUUUUGUCUUGAAAACCGAAAAAGACGCGAUUUUAACGGAAAAAUCUGAAGCUCAGAAGAAUCUUGAUGCAUUGAAAGCUGAAAUGGUCUCGAAUGACGACGAAAGUUCAGGUCUCAUCUCCGAACUGACGCAAGAAAUUCGCAAUUUGGAAGCCAAAUGUCAAGAAUUGUCCGAAAAAUCAUCAGAAAUUGACAAUUUAAGGGACUUGCUAAAGGAGACACAAGACAAAUUCGAGCUAAUUUCUUCAGAAAAAUCAAUUUUAGAGCAAGAAAAGGCAGAAAUCGAGCAAAAAUUGUCCUCCGAGAAAGAAAUCCUCGCCAAAGAAGUUGAAAACUUGAAAUCCCAAGCAGCUGAAAACGACAAAUCCAGCUUAAUUUCCGACCUAAACUCGAAAAUUAAGGAUUUGGAAGCGAAAUGUCAAAGUAUGCACGCAAAAUCCUUGGAAUCUGCCUCUUUGAAGCAAACUUUGAACGAAGUUGAGGACCAAAUGAGGGAAUUAACGCACGAAAAAGAGACUUUGGAGCGUCAAAAUGCUGAAAUUCAACAAGAAAUUGCUUCGGUUAAGGAAGAAAAGGAACUUUUGGAACAAGAACUCGAGAAAUUACAGUCGGAAAUGUCCGAAAAUGGCAGCGAAUCAUCCAACAUCAUCUCGGAUUUGAAAGAAAAUCUUCAAGAACUCGAAAAUAAGUGUCGUGUUUUGGAAGAAAAGGCUUCGGAACGUGAAAAAUCUUUUGAAAGCACGAUUUCUGAGCUAAAAACGCAAAUUUCGGCAUUAGAAUCGAACCUUGAGGAAAAAAUUUCGGAAGUUACAAGCUUAGAAGCGACUUUGAAAGAGAUGGAAACCCAAGUCGAAUCAUUUUCAACAGAAAAAGAAGCAAUUUUAGACGAAAAGGAGCAACUUUUGUCCCAAAUUUCAUCGUUAAAGACUGAAAAGUCACUCAGUGACACGGAAUCUGCUGCUUUGAUCUCAGAUUUGAAAGAAAAAGUUCAAGCUUUGGAAGAAAAAUGCCAAAAUUUGAGCGAAAAAGAUUCGGAUUCUGCUUUAUUAGGCUCGAAAUUGGAAGAAAAUGAGCAAAAAAUUAAAGAAUUAACGAGCGAAAAGGAAAUUUUAGUCAAAAAUUUAGAGGAAAUUAGUGAAAAAUUGUCCAAAAUUGAAAAUGAGAAGCAGGAAAUCGCCAAUAAACUCACUGAACAGACUGAAAAAGUUGAAUCGCUGCAACAGGAGCUCUUGGAGUCCAUCGAUAAACUAAGGGAAGAAGAAUUAAAUGUCUCAAAAUUAAAAAAUCAACUUUUAACUGAAGGAGAAAGUCAUCAAAAGACCAUUUCCGAGUCUCAAACCGCCAUAGAAGCCUUAAAAUCUGAAAUUUCUGAAUUAAAAUCAUUCCAUGGGCAAGCUUCAACCGAGCUUACUUCCGAAAAUGCCAAAAUUAAGACUGAAAAUGCCGAAUUAACGAUGAAAUUGGCGACUUGCGAAGAAAAACUCGCCUUUUUAGGUCAACAACUCUCCCAGAUGGAAGCGAAAUAUCAAGAAGCAGCGUCAGAAUCCGCCGAUUUGCAGUCAAAAAUGCAACAAGCCGCCACAGAAUUCAAUAAAAUGCGCGAAAAUUUGUCCCUUAAAGAGCAACAACUUCACGAAGUCGCCUCGAAACUCACGAAACUCGAAGCGGCGCACGAACAACACACAAAAGACAUGUUCGAGCUUGACGAUUUGCGGAAACGAACUGCCAAAGAUCGCAGAAGUCGGCGUCAAAGUGCGCAUGAUGAGCUUAGACCGCUUGUUAGAUCCAUCAAAGCGAUCGCGUGUCAAACCGAGCCAACAGACGAGAGUUGUCAGUGUCGAGUUUUAAAUGAAAAACUUGAAAAACUCAAAUUGGACUUGAUUAAAGCGAAGGUGACAGUCGAUCAUUACAGACUCGGAAAUGAUCAAAAGGUUGGCGAUAUUCGGGAGGAAAAGGAAAAAGUUGAGGCGAAACUGAAAGAAGCCCUGAACGAAGUGACGCGAUUGCAUCAAGAAGGAGCACGAAUUAGGAAGGAACGAGAAACGUUGAGGGAAAAAUUGGUGCAAAUGAAUGAGGAAUUCAGAAGGGUACAAGAUAAGAACAGGUCAGCGAUGAGUUGUAAAGAUACUCAAACGGAGAUGCAGAUGCCUUUUGCGUGCAAUAUGAAUUCGGAUGCUGUUUCGUUGGAACAAAAGCUCUACAUCAAAAAACUCGAAGACGAUUUAGCUCAAAACAACAAAAAAUAUCAAGAAGCAAAGAAAAUCGCUCAAGAACGUCGUGACAGAAUCAAAGAACUUGAAAACGCCCUCAGAACUCGUUCACCCGAAGGAGGCAAGGAAAACACUUCGAACAAUCCUCAAGUGAACCAAUUAAUGUCCGAAAACUUCCAACUAAAAAAAGAAAAUGGCGAAUUAAUUCAGCAAUAUCAGCAUUACAAGUCGUUGUAUCAAACGAAAGCUGCUGCCCUUCACAAUUCCAACAAAAAUCCCGAAGAUGUCUCAGUUUACGAGAAAAAAUACCGCAAGGCGUGCGAAUUUCUGAACGUCGCCAAGAAAAGUGCGGAAGAAUACAAGAAAAAAUGCAUCAGCAUCGCGGCGGAAAGACACGCGCUUGGCACGGCGCUAAGUCGUUUCGAUAAAUAUCACAAAAUGCCGCAACUUUCCGACUUGGAUCCCAUGUAUCAAAAGGGUUUUGAGGACUGGAAGAAGGAAAAUCCGGAUUUUGUCCAUAGAUAUAAGUUAGAAACGUAGAAAAAUCACAAAAAAAAUUUUUUUGACGUCUCACUCAAUUUUUUUUUUUGUAAAAAUUAAUUAAUCCGAGUGCAAAUAUCGUAAAAUAGUGUAAAAAAAUAUUAUUAGA
Messenger RNA from Culicoides brevitarsis, 5382 nucleotides. RefSeq names its product girdin-like. The record is from RefSeq and is a predicted model, not a curated record. The transcript has 5 exons. Bases 60 to 5273 code for a protein of 1737 amino acids. NCBI's taxonomy places the organism in Eukaryota, Metazoa, Arthropoda, Insecta, Diptera, Ceratopogonidae.